Molecule: messenger RNA, 231 nt
Organism: Clunio marinus
Lineage: Eukaryota; Metazoa; Arthropoda; Insecta; Diptera; Chironomidae
Source: the annotation of a GenBank genome assembly
AUGCAAACAGAAAAAGAAUCACACUUAAAUUGUCAAAACAGAAAAAGAAAAUUCUUUCAUAUCUUUAUUAAUAAUCAGACCCACAUCCCAACGCUAAGCAAAUGUUUAUUAGCUACUAGAGAAGAGGUGCAUGGUAAGUAUACGAGACCAGAAACAGAAAUUACGUCACAGAAAUCGACAAAGUUUGUAAUAGGAAACGUGACAUUAAAUUGGGAUAAGGAAUAUUUUUAA